UCAGUCUUUUCACCAUCUAAAGCUUUCUACUGCUCACUUUCAGCAAAAAUGGCGUUAAGUGCAGCGAUGCUACGGACCGGCGGGACCAUCGCCGGCGUUAACUCCGGUCUCCGACGAUUUCUUCACAUCACGGCCCGACCUUCGCCUCUAGAUAGCGUGGUUAAUCAGCCGACGGCUACAUCACCGUCGUUGGUUUUGCCUGAAAAUGAUAAUAAGAACAACAGUAACAGUAACAUAGGAUAUAUGUUUCCAAAUUCACCUGUCAUUGGUGGGUCCAUGGAGCUUAUGGCUGUUCCUAAAAAGAAGGUUUCCCCUCACAAGAGAGGCAUAAGGAAUGGACCAAAGGCUCUAAAACCCAUUCCAGUGAUUAUUCGAUGCAAUUUCCUUUUCCUUGUUUCAAGUACCACAGGUAUGAAUAAUAACACUGUUGACAACAUGUUGAUGCAAACAACUUGCAGUGCUUGUGGUCGAGUCAAAUUGCCACAUUUCUUUUGUUGCAGUGGGAUUAAGCAGAAUCUUGGUGAAGAGAACAACUCGGCCGGUUGAUCAAAUUUAAGGAAACAUCCAACAUAUCUAAAUCCUUUUCUUUCUGUUUCCUUUUCCUUGUUUCAAGUACCACAGGUAUGAAUAAUAACACUGUUGACAACAUGUUGAUGCAAACAACUUGCAGUGCUUGUGGUCGAGUCAAAUUGCCACAUUUCUUUUGUUGCAGUGGGAUUAAGCAGAAUCUUGGUGAAGAGAACAACUCGGCCGGUUGAUCAAAUUUAAGGAAACAUCCAACAUAUCUAAAUCCUUUUCUUUCUGGUAGAAUCUUCAAUUAGAAACUCUAGGAAAAACUCAUAUCAUACCGCAUUCUGUAACAAUAGUAUAGUUGUUGCAGCAUAUACUCAAUUGCAUGUUAAGUAGAUAGCCUCUUUGGUGCUAUUUUUUUUUUUUUUGGAUAAGCAGGGAUCUAUUAUAUUAUACUAAUGAUAUAAGGUAGUAGCUACAUUGA
Molecule: messenger RNA, 994 nt
Organism: Nicotiana tabacum (common tobacco)
Lineage: Eukaryota; Viridiplantae; Streptophyta; Magnoliopsida; Solanales; Solanaceae
Source: RefSeq, a predicted model, not a curated record